Molecule: messenger RNA, 210 nt
Organism: Bipolaris maydis ATCC 48331
Lineage: Eukaryota; Fungi; Ascomycota; Dothideomycetes; Pleosporales; Pleosporaceae
Source: RefSeq, a predicted model, not a curated record
ACACCGCUUCAUUAUGCUGCUGGUCGAAACAUGAAAGAGGCAGUAGCACUGCUUAUAAAAGAGGGUGCGGACGUAUCAGCUAAAGAUAACCAUGGUAAUACACCUUUACAUCUUGCCGCCGUGACUGGGUCAUGUGAAGUCAUAUCAUUGUUAGUCCAAGCGGGCGCAAACCUAUCGUCAGAAGCUCGGUUUGGGUGGAUUGCUAUUGAU